AAAUUAAAUAAUGAAAAAAUGCAUAUAAAAUGAAAUAAAAUAUUUAUUUCUUUAUUAGAUAUAACAUAUACAUUUACAAAAACUAAAACACAUAUACACACGUACAUAUGUAUACAUACACUUUUAUAAAAGUGCAGUCGUGCUUAAACAAAAAAAAAAAAAACUUAAACAUGCACCCAAACCCAUAUUGUAACUGACAAGUCAAAGAAACGCAACAACAAAACAAAUCAAAACAAAGAGAAUUUUGCACAAAAGAGAAAGAGACAAAUAAAAGAAGCACAGACACACAAAAACAACAAUAAAAAUGCACAAAUACAAAUGUAACGCAUAAUAAAUAUAUGCAGAAGACUCUCAAGUUGGCAAAAGUAAAAGUCGCUUUUACGUUGUGUUGCAAAAGAACAAAAAAGAAGCCAACAACUUUACAACUGCAACAAAAACAAUAGUCAAGACUAGAAAAAAUAAACUAAUCACAACAGAAAGCAGCAACAACAGCAACAAGGAGUGACAUCCUUGCACAAGUUCUUUUUAGUUAUUUUGCGUAUUUCUCGUACUCACUCACUCGCUCUCACUCUCUCUCUCUCUCUCUAUCUGUCCUGCUUAACAUAUAAUAAAAUAUUUAGCUAUACUUGAAUCCAACACCAACUCAUAGCAAAGAAAAUAAGAAAGAAAAUACAAAAAACCCAGACAUAAAUUUAAUACAACAACUGCAAAAUAUAUAUAAAUGAACAAAAAUAAAAUACAUAAUAAAAAGGUUUUGCGUAACUUAAAUUUUUAAUAAACACCACAGCACAACCAAAUGUGCAGUCUGACUGACGCACAGUCUUUAGAGUCGACGGUCAGAAAGACUAACAGACAAAAAAACUAAAAAAAACAACCAACAAAACCCAACUUACAACAUUCAAACAACACAAAACCAAAAAAAGAGGGAAACGGAAACAAGCCAUAAUAAAAAAAAAACGUUACAUACAAACAGAAGCAGCCACCGCAAUGUAAAUUAUUAAAAGACAAUCUUAUGAAACCUGUAUCUGUCCAGAAGUAAGAACUGAAAAUCAAAUUACCCUACGAAACAAAAAAAAAAACAGCAAAAGAAAUAACAACAAUAAAGAAACUACAACUGCAGCAAAAUAAACUACUACAACGAAGCAAACUAUAAACAUCAUUCAACAAAUUGUAUCGUAUAUAGAGCAAAACUAAAUCCUUUUAAGGAUAUUCAAGCAUUAAAUUAGUCUUCAGUGGUAUAAAAAGAAAGAGAAAGAAAAUAUAUAAAUAAUAGAAAAAAAAUCAAUUUAGCGGAAGUGUUAAACGGGAAGAACUGCAAAUAUCACAAGAAUCAGAGGCAGUAGAGGCAACAUAAGCAGUCUGUAGUUUCCGUUUUGCACAAAUGUGAACGUUGUUAAAUGCGUGUGAAUGGCUGUAGUGUUAAUGUAUGUGUGCCAUUUUUCUUAAAAGUGUAUUUAGUGUAAAACAAAAACACACUUUUCUCUCAAGAAACAUGUCGAAUUUAAUUUUUAUGGAUGAAUCGAAUGGCAAUGGUGGUUAUGUAACUUCUACAACUACGACAUCAGCAGCAGCAGGCGCCGUCGCAAGCGUUAGCAGAACAAUAAAUAAUACAAAUAUUAAAAAUAACAAUAAUAACAUUUCCAACAACAUUAAUAUUAACAUCAACAACAACAAUUACAAUAACAACAACUGUAAUAAUAUCAACAAUAUAAUGGCAGCCGCAUCAAAUGCUGCCACAGCAGCCGCAUCUGCUGCUGCAUCUUGUGUGGGUGGUGUACAACUACCGAAUUCCGUAUCAAAUGAAGAUCUCAGCCAAAGUCUAUCGGAGUACACAGAUGCCGACGAAAGCAUAUCAGCACCAACCGAAUUUUUAGCAGAGUUUCUAUCUGCUGUCAUGCUCAAGGAUUACAAGAAAGCUUUAAAAUACUGCAAACUGAUUUUACAAUAUGAACCAGAUAAUUCCACAGCAAAAGAGUUUUAUCCCCUGAUAUUGGAUAAAUUAAGGGGUACCAAUACAUCUAGUGACAGCGAUGAAAAUUAUAAUAAAUCGUCAUCAUCACCUGAAUUAAUAUUAGAGGCACCAUCAUCAGAUCCUUCGGCUGGGGAGAGUGACGAACAUGAUGAACAAUAUUUAAGACAUAUUAGAGGGGGAGCGUAUAAUAGUGGAAAUGGUGGCGGUGAUAAAGGAUCCGCUGUUAUCAAUACAGAAAAUAAUGAUCCAAAUUCAAAUGUUAGCACCAGUAGUAGUGCAGAAGUUGAAGAAGAGGAUGAAGUGGAGGGUGAUGAAGAGGAAGGCUGUGGUUCUAUGGAUGGCAGUUUAAGUGAAGACGAUGUAGAAGAUGAUGAUGAAGACGAUUGUGAAGAUGACGACGAAGAGGAUGAUGAUGACGAUGACGACGAGGACGUAGAUGAUGAAGAUGACAUUAUGAGCAGUAGUGGUGAUGAUUUACCAGUUGAUGAACAACAAAUACUUGUAGGUGAUGUUUUAGAUUUAGAUGCUUCAUCGGCAAAUGCUUGUGGCGUCGAGGCAGCAAUUAAUAUUUCCAACUCAUCACGCAAUUCAUCAAGCGGUGGCAAAGGGAGCAGUCGCAGUGACAAUACCACACAUUCAUAUUCAAGUCUUUUGCUAGAGGAAGAAGAUGACAUUGUGCCUGCAAACCUACACUUUCCCAAAGAUUUACAUACCACAGAUUUGGAUGUUAGCAAUGGCAAUAAAGUACCUUCAACCUCUUGUAGUGACUCUGAAUCGCCCACAGAACCUUUGACUCAAAGAUUAGCCGCCAUAUUGCGUUCGAAAUGUGGGGUAUCAAAUACGGGUGGUUAGAAAAAAAAAUAACGAAGAAAAUAAAAACAAUAAAACCAAAACUUGCAAAAGCUCUUUAGCAUGCGGUAAAUAUGUAUAUGUAUAUUUUAUAUUGAUAAGAAAUAAAACUUAUUUAACAUAAACACAUUAUUUAUAUUUAAAUAUAUUUUGUUAAAUUAUAACACAAUUUUUACAAUAACAUUCUUUUGAAAUAUAGCAAAGGGACGUGAAUAGAAAUCAUAUUUUAGAUAAAUUAAACUCUUCAAAAUAGAAACUUAUAAUCCUGUGGCUUUUAUAUAAAACUAAUUACAAAUUCAUAAACCAUUCUUAAAUCUUAAUUAACACAGAUGCAAAAUAAAUUUUGUCCGAUCUUUUGAUAUAUUUCAUAUUAUAAAUUUGCAUAUUUUCUUCUUUCUAAUAUGUAGAUUUCGGUAUCUUUUCACGUCUCCAAAAAGGAAAUGUUUAUAAAUAUACAUGAUCACACAGAGGGAAAAAACGUUUUGAAAUUGUAUACGCUUAGUAUCAAAUUGACACCAAAGUGUUUAUAAUUUUUCAAUAGCAUUCAUUGUCAAAAUACGUACGGAUAGUUGUUAAAUCAACAACAAAAAUAUAAAAUAUAAUCGACGUUAUCAAAUCCACAAAAACAAUAACAAUGUGUUACCACAAUGUUGUCAAAAAAGAAAACGCUGCGUGGUUUGAAUAACAACGAUGCAUGGUCGAAAUGAUACAAUGUUUAAUCGAAAUGACAACAAUGCUUUGUUGUAAUGACAACGAUGCGUUUCAAUUUUAUACACAUACAUUGUCUAAAUAUCAACAAACGUGGUAGGCUCAAUCUUGAGCCAAGUUUUACCGGGUUUUUUCUCUGUGUACAAUCGAUUUCGUUUUUAGAUGAGUCGAAGACGAAUUUUAAGACAAAAUCAUAGAUGAAUCUAUGUGCAAGUUUAUGAAAAAGUAUGUAGGAACGGUUCCAUGGACAAUUUAAUAGACGAGAUUUUAGACAAGUUUAUAGACUAUUUUAUAUACCAUUUCAUAAAGGUGUAAAUAGAUGAGUUCAUAGACUAAUCCUUAGACCUGUUCUUACGGAGAAUAUAGAACAGUUUAAAGAUUUGUCUAAAUGUAUAUUUGCAGAACACUCACAAACCGGUCUAUCAACAAGUUUAAAGACAAUUCCAUAUCGAGUUUAUAGACAAAUUUACAGAUGAGUCUAUAUACAAGUUUAAAGACUAUUCAUACUAAAAAAUACAUACGAGUUCAUAGAAGGAUUUAUAGAGAGAGAUCCUAUACGACACUAUAUAGCAAAACCCUAUUCUAAUAUAUACAUUUAAAAGUUAAUUAAAAGACAAUAGACUAGAGACCAUUUUUUACAAAAGAGUAAUGUAUCCACGACAAUGUUUAUAUACAAUGUAUAUAUGUAUUUAUAAACAUUUCUUUUUUCAAGCAACAAUACAACACAGUCUUUUUAAUUUAGUCAAAAAAUAUAUCGCUAUCUAUUAAUUCUAGUGAAUAAUAAUAACAUUUGUAAAGUUAUCUUUUUAAUCUGCUUAUUUUUGGAAAAAUAUUUUUAUAACAAUUUAACCUUUAUACUAACAAUAUUUAUUCUAUUUAUUAGAACUCAUUAGAGAUGCUUAUUAAUCACAACAUACAGACAUACAUAGUAUAUUUAUACAAUAAUACUAUAUUUACACAAAAGAAAACAACAGCAACAAGAAUAAAAACAUUAAAAAUAUUUUGCGAAA
Messenger RNA from Lucilia cuprina (Australian sheep blowfly), 4539 nucleotides. RefSeq names its product probable serine/threonine-protein kinase DDB_G0267686. The record is from RefSeq and is a predicted model, not a curated record. The transcript has 7 exons. Gene Ontology annotation, molecular function: protein binding. NCBI's taxonomy places the organism in Eukaryota, Metazoa, Arthropoda, Insecta, Diptera, Calliphoridae. Bases 1427 to 2824 code for a protein of 465 amino acids.